AUGACAGAGCCAGACAAUUUCGAAGAAGACCUAUUUGCAGACUUAUAUACCGAAGAUGAAGUACCUCAAAAAACUGGAGUUGAAGCAGCGCAAGUAAUAACUAAACAAGAACCUAUCACCCAGCCUAGCGUAAAAAUUGAAGCACAAUAUAGUCAUAGUGUGCAGAAUGGUGGUGAAACUGAGCAGACGUUCAAAGAUGAACGCGAUCUAGUCAGCGAAGUCGAGUUUAACCUGAACAGUAGCGCAGUCGGUAAUUGUUUUGAUUCAUCAGUAGACGCUCAUGGGCCUGGGAUUAAAGAAGAUGGGAAGAUGUUCAUUGGUGGCUUAAAUUGGGAAACGACAGAUCAAUCUCUUAAAGAGUACUUUUCUCAGUUUGGCGAAGUAGUCGAGUGUAUGGUGAUGAGAGAUGGCGUUUCUGGUCGGUCAAGAGGCUUUGGAUUUUUAACUUUCAAGGAUGCCCGGACAGUUAAUAUUGUCAUGGUUAAAGAGCACUACCUUGACGGCAAGAUUAUUGAUCCGAAAAGAGCUAUUCCAAGGGAUGAGCAAGAGCGAACCAGCAAAAUAUUCGUGGGUGGUGUCAGUCAAGAAGCUACUGAGCAGGACUUUAAGGAGUACUUCAUGCAAUUCGGACGAAUUGUUGAUGCCACUCUUAUGAUGGACAAAGACACUGGUCGGCCGCGUGGAUUUGGCUUUGUGACAUUUGAUAGCGAGGCGGCUGUUGAUGCAUGCCUGUCAGUGCCACUGGAGAUCCUUGGAAAACCAAUCGAAGUAAAAAAAGCCCAGCCGAGAGGAAAUAUUAAGGAAGAGGAAGAACCCCGGAGCAGUCGGGGGGGGCGAUUUCGAAAAGCUGAAGAGACUCAGAGCCCAAGUCAAAUUCAGCAAGGGAACGGCACUCAAGGAACUCAAGGUGGCAUGACCCCUCAACUUAUGGCUCAAUACUGGCAACGUAUGCAGCAGUAUAUGGCCAUGAUGCAACAAUCUAUGACGAUGGGUAGUGGUCGUGGUAUGCCUGUCAUGCCUGGUGUGCUGAAUCCAGCAAUGAUGAUGCAGAUACAAGCUAUACAACAACUACAGAAUCAGACAAAUCGGAGUCAAUCUCCUCAGAGCCCUUCGAACGCAAUGACAGGUAUGACGGGUAUAAAUCCUGCCAUGAUGCAGCAGAUGCAAGCAAUGCAACAGAUGCAAAUGCAAAAUAUGAGUGCUGCGGCUGGCACGGGAUUUAAUUCAGGUGGAGCAAGCAAUGCUGGAGGGCGUGUUGGAACACCUGGCUACAGUGCAUAUGAGCAGCAAGUUUUUGAACAGCAAAAGUAUGAACAACAACAACAGCUGCGAAGAGGCCCCCGAGAUCAGUAUGCUGGGCAGGGUGGAUAUAGCAAUGGCAUGGGUGGCGGGCCAACAUCAUGGGAAGGCAUGUAUGAUGAUGUACCUCAGCCCAAUAUCCCUGUUGCACCUUCUGGCAACAACCGCGGAAAUGUUCAGAGUGGUGCUCGCGGCGCCAGUCGAACAUCAGCCCCACCGCCAACCGGUCCCGGUAGUGCUCCACCCGCCAACGCUCCGACUGGUCCGAAGAACGCAGGAAAGCCUGGUGCCAAUUACCGCGGUGGUGGGCGCGGUGGAAACCGGGGAUUCCAUCCAUACGCACGUUGA
Molecule: messenger RNA, 1647 nt
Organism: Blumeria graminis f. sp. triticale
Lineage: Eukaryota; Fungi; Ascomycota; Leotiomycetes; Helotiales; Erysiphaceae
Source: the annotation of a GenBank genome assembly